AUGGAAAGGCGCGAGGAGGACAGGUUGUGUGGGAAAUGCAGAGUUACCUGCGGACCGUACAGUUACAACUUGGGGGACAUCUUCACAUGGCGUCUGCUGAAGACCAUCGCCAUGGGCCAGAUCCUGUCCCUGCUGAUCUGUGGGACCGGAGUGAGCUGCCAGUACCUGGCCGACGUCGGGGUGCAGACGCCCAUGCUGCAGAGCUUCCUCAACUACGCGCUGCUGCUGCUCGUCUACACGACCAUCCUCUGCACCCGCAAAGGUGAUAGAAACAUCUUACACAUUUUAAAAAACAAGUGGUGGAAGUAUUUGAUGAUGGGUCUGGCAGAUGUGGAGGCAAACUACACAGUUGUGAAAGCCUACCAGUAUACCACCCUGACAAGUAUACAGCUGCUGGACUGCUUUGUGAUCCCAGUGCUGAUGGUGCUGUCCUGGUUCUUCCUGAAGACCCGCUACAGGAUGGUCCACUUUGUAGCUGUGAUGGUGUGUUUGUUGGGGGUGGGGGCCAUGGUGGGAGCCGACAUCAUGGCUGGAAGAGAGCAGGGAUCCUCCAGUGAUGUGUUGCUGGGCGACGGGCUGGUCCUGCUCAGUGCCGUCCUCUAUGCUGUAUCCAACGUGUGCCAGGAGCACACCGUGAAGAACUUGAGCCGAAUCGAAUUCUUAGGCAUGAUGGGAUUCUUUGGGACACUUAUCAGCGGCAUACAGCUAGCUGUGCUGGAAAUUCCUGCCGUGCAGGAAAUACAAUGGGACAUUCACAUCUACAUGCUGUUUGCAGUCUAUGCCCUGUGUAUGUACACGCUGUACAGCUUCAUGCCUGUCGUAGUGAAGAUGACCAGCGCUACUGCGGUCAACCUCUCUCUACUCACAGCCGACCUCUUCAGCCUCUUCUGUGGCAUCUUCCUCUUCCACUACACAUUUUCCGCUCUGUACAUCAUCUCGUUUGUCGUCAUCACCGUGGGUUUUGUCUUGUUCAACGCUGUUCCCACGUACUCCGCUCUGCCAGAGACCCGCUCCAGUGAGGACGAUCCCGCUGAAGUGUUUGCCGAUCACACGGCUGAGAGCUCCUCAGACCAUCUACUGCCAGCGGACAAAGACACUCAGAGACCUGAGACUCUCAUGGCUGUUGCUGCACUUUGAUUA
This is a messenger RNA of Scomber japonicus (chub mackerel), 1140 nucleotides long. RefSeq names its product solute carrier family 35 member F2 (gene slc35f2). Gene Ontology annotation, cellular component: membrane. Gene Ontology annotation, biological process: transmembrane transport. Gene Ontology annotation, molecular function: transmembrane transporter activity. The coding region runs from base 1 to 1137 and encodes 378 amino acids. The transcript has 8 exons. The record is from RefSeq and is a predicted model, not a curated record. NCBI's taxonomy places the organism in Eukaryota, Metazoa, Chordata, Actinopteri, Scombriformes, Scombridae.